Molecule: messenger RNA, 1698 nt
Organism: Penicillium longicatenatum
Lineage: Eukaryota; Fungi; Ascomycota; Eurotiomycetes; Eurotiales; Aspergillaceae
Exons: 5
Coding region: 1-1698 (565 amino acids)
Cellular component (GO): nucleus
Source: RefSeq, a predicted model, not a curated record
AUGCCUCGGAAAGCUCAAAAGAAGCAAACGCGACUCGCCUUUGCUACCGCACCCGCCGCACCAUCUGGAGACGACAACGAAGAUGAUGGGGAACGCUUUCGAACUCUCUCUUAUGGGCAUCCAAGUCUAGCUUCUGUCCGUCCGGAAAGGUCCAGCAAAAGCAAGCCAGAAUCUCCGAAGAAGAGAUCUUCCAAACCAUCCAAACGAGACAAGCGCCCCAAUUUACACAAAGAAGCCGAGGAGGAAGCUCCAAAGGGCCUGAAUCAAGACAGCUCUCAACCACCGUUACUAAACCUGGACGAGUCCUCCGAUGACGAAAUAAUUCUUCCCAGCGCCCAGAAAAGAAAAAGAAGUGCCCCGGUCGUUGAAAUCAUCAAUUCCAAAGAGUAUAAGAAGAAAUCCCAAAGUCGCGCGACUUCAUCUGCCCAGCCCCCCGACCCAAUAGAAACACCUCGCCCACGUCGCAAGCUGAAGCGAAAGGCAGAGAGCUCGCCAGUUACAAAUCUCGACUCGGAAGAUUCAGAAGAGCCCGUGUUGUCUUCACCCAUCAAGCGAAAGAGAUUGGUCGCAGGCCCGAAGACACCUGAGACGCCUCGUGACAGUAGUGACCAGGAUCAGUUGGACAUUGAGGAGGACGUGAGGGAUCUCCAGGACUCAGUGGUCAAGAAGACCCGAACCCGAGACCGAGGCCGAAUCCCUGAAUCAGCACGAGAUAAGAGAUUUAAAGCCCUUGAAGCUAUCCGCCGCAAGCGAUUGGGAUUGAAACCAAAAAGCGAAGACGAGCCCGAAAUGGUCACUGACAGGGAAGGAGUUGAAGAUGGCUCGAGCGAGCAAGGUUCGGAUGAAGACGAAGACAACAAUAGCGACGUUGAACCAGCUCCGAGCAACGAAGAUCUCGACCGUUAUGAAGACGACUUUGUCCUCGACGACGAUAGUGUGCUACUGGGCGUCCCAACUGAAGAGAUUCCCCUCGAAUUCACCCGCCACGCCUACAAGAAACCCAAGGACUACUUCCGCGAUGUGGUCGGCUGGAUGGUCCUCAACCGUCUUGACCCAGCGUUCCCGCGAUCUGAUGCAAUGUACGAGAUGGCAUUCAUGAAGCUAGAGGACGAAGUCAGGGGACGAGCAGGUUCCCAAUUAAUCUCCUCAGUCUGGAACCCGGAUUUCCGGUAUUCGCUACUAGCCCGUCCGCACAUCGAGAUCACAUCCUAUCCCACAUUCGAUAAUCACUCGUGCGAUGCUUGCAAUCGAUCUGGCCACCCAGCAUCAACCGAUAUGAAAUUGUAUGGCAAGCCAUACUCUCUCGAAACCCUUGAACCACUCAACGACAGCGAAGCUAGCGACUCAGAUGAAGAGGAGAGCAAAUUGUCCGGCGUAGAUCGUGAUCGACAAGGGCAUGCAUUGCCAGAUGAACGUUCGAGAUUUCUUUUGGGCCGACAAUGUGCAACGAGAUCGCGACUAGCACAUACCCUGACUCAUUGGCGUUUCCACCUUAACGAAUGGGUCGUGGAUUACCUCGACCGGAUGGGCCAAAUGGCCGAUUCCGAGAUCCUGCGUCGUAACGGUCUGAGCCAGAAGCGGAAGACUCGAAAUGCGAUCGCGGUCCUUGAUGGGAUGGUGGCGACCGGAGAAGUCGAGAAGCUUUGGCGGGACUUCCAUACGAAUCUGAAGGCUGCCCGAGAGACGUCUGUCUUGUGA